Bipolaris sorokiniana ND90Pr is the source of this 544-nucleotide messenger RNA. RefSeq lists its product as uncharacterized. Gene Ontology annotation, cellular component: ribosome; cytosolic small ribosomal subunit. Gene Ontology annotation, molecular function: structural constituent of ribosome; RNA binding. The record is from RefSeq and is a predicted model, not a curated record. The transcript has 5 exons. Gene Ontology annotation, biological process: translation; ribosomal small subunit assembly. NCBI's taxonomy places the organism in Eukaryota, Fungi, Ascomycota, Dothideomycetes, Pleosporales, Pleosporaceae. Bases 60 to 506 code for a protein of 148 amino acids.
CAAGCCCGAACGCCUCCUCUCCCCCCCAAACCGACAAUCUCUUCUCCAAUACCGACAAAAUGGGUGGUGUUACCGUCAAGGACAUUGAGUCUCACACUUUCGUGAAGGCGUACGCCGCUUUCUUGAAGCGUCAGGGAAAGCUCCCCAUUCCAGGCUGGGUUGACACUGUCAAGACGAGCCACUCCAAUGAGCUCCCUCCCCAGGACAUCGACUGGUUCUACGUCCGCGCCGCUGCCAUUGCCCGCCACAUCUACAUGCGCAAGACUGUCGGUGUAGGCCGCCUCCGCAAGGUCCACGGAUCCACCAAGAACCGCGGCUCCCGCCCUUCUCACCACGUCGACGCCUCUGGCUCCGUUGACCGCAAGGUCAUGCAGGCUCUGGAGAAGAUUGGUGUCCUUGAGCAGGACGAGGACAAGGGUGGCCGCCGCAUCACACAGUCCGGCCAGCGUGAUUUGGACCGUAUUGCGCAGACCACCCUCGAGGCCGAGGAAGAGGAUGACGAGUAGAUGUUUCACACAGGAUUGUGAUGCGCGGGCAAAAAACA